This is a messenger RNA of Penicillium egyptiacum, 975 nucleotides long. NCBI's taxonomy places the organism in Eukaryota, Fungi, Ascomycota, Eurotiomycetes, Eurotiales, Aspergillaceae. The record is from the annotation of a GenBank genome assembly.
AUGCGGCCUGCACGGGCAAAAUGGCCCAAAAAAGAAAGCAUCUCUGAUCCCCGCGCCGGGGCUGCUAGACCUCCCUCAACGAUGUCGAAAGAAGCGCAACUCUCAAUCGCAGAGCGCGACUUCAUUCUCGAGGCGCUCCGCGAGAAUGUGCGUCUCGAUGGUCGCCAGCCUGACGACUAUCGUCCUUUGAACAUCUCCUUUGGUGAAGAAUAUGGACAUGUGAAGCUGCAGCUUGGGAAGACGAACGUUAUUGUUCGCAUAUCCGCUGAGGUUACUAAACCGCGUGAAGACCGACCUUUCGAUGGUCUUUUCAACAUCAACCUGGAGCUGACUGCAAUGGGUUCACCGGCUUGGGAAAACGGACGACCCAACGACAUCGAGGCAUACGCCACCAACACCCUUGACCGUAUCAUCCGCCAUUCUAACGCCCUCGAUACUGAAUCCUUGUGUAUUCUGAAAGGUGUGAGCUGCUGGUCGAUUCGGGCCGAUGUGCACAUUAUCGACUACGAUGGAAACAUCACCGAUGCGGCCUGCAUUGCGAUCAUGGCUGGACUGCAACACUUCCGCCGGCCGGAUGCUGUGGUGAGAGAAGGACGUGUCAUAGUCUACGGCGUGGAGCAGCGUGUACCUGUCGCACUUAACAUCACGCACAAGCCUCUCUCAGUUACAUUCCACACCUUCAAUGAAAGCAAACAUGUCAUUGUUGAUGCCACCCUCAAGGAGGAGCAGGCUGCUGAGGGCGAUAUUGUCAUUGGCAUUAAUAGCGCAGGCGAUGUCUGCUACCUCUCGAAGUACGCAGGUGCACCCGCAGACGCUAUGGCGAUUGUGAACAAGACAAAUGUGGCAUGGGAAAAAGUCAAACAGAUCAAUGCUGCUGUCGAGAAGGUCCUGCAGGCCGACCUGGCUAAGCGGGCAAAGAUUGGUAUGGCUGAUGAGUCUCGGGCAGAAAAUGACCGGUUGGUUCAAAUCGAAUAA